Messenger RNA from Cryptotermes secundus, 4180 nucleotides. It is a transcript of the gene pea, whose product is annotated as ATP-dependent RNA helicase DHX8. Gene Ontology annotation, biological process: spliceosomal complex disassembly; mRNA splicing, via spliceosome. NCBI's taxonomy places the organism in Eukaryota, Metazoa, Arthropoda, Insecta, Blattodea, Kalotermitidae. Bases 208 to 4020 code for a protein of 1270 amino acids. Gene Ontology annotation, molecular function: RNA binding; ATP binding; RNA helicase activity. The record is from RefSeq and is a predicted model, not a curated record. The transcript is spliced from 20 exons. Gene Ontology annotation, cellular component: catalytic step 2 spliceosome; intracellular anatomical structure.
AGAAGCAAAAGAAGAUGAAGCCAAAGGACGCAUGUCACUUGAGCGACAUUACGGUUUUUUAAAGGGUUAGUUUGUGUGUGAGAUUGACGUGUGGUAGAACACGAUGUAAAACAUGGAUGAAGUCAUGAAGGUCAUGAAGUCUGGGAGUUCUUAACUGGUUAGUUUUGUGUGUGUGAGGUUGACGUAUGAUAAAAGACAAUAUAAAACAUGGAAGAAGUCGUGAGGCUUGAACAUUUAUCAUUGGUAUCUAAAAUUUGUACCGAACUUGAAAAUCAUCUGGGUUUAAAUGACAAGGAUUUAGCGGAAUUUAUAAUUCAUCUUGCUGAGAAGAAUGACACCUUUGAAACCUUCAAGAAUGUCCUUGUAGAGAAUGGAGCUGAAUUUUCGGAUUCAUUUAUUGCAAACCUGCUGCGUAUUAUUCAGCACAUGAAACCUAAGCAUCAAAAAGAAUCGUCACCUCAGUCACGAAAUGAAAAGGACAGGCUUGCAGAAAAGUUUCCUGGUCUAGCAAUACCAAAUGAUCCAAAGUGUCAGUCACAUAAUGCAGAGAAGGAAAAAAAAGAGAAAAAGAAGUCAUCAGCACAAGAUGAUAUUGUGAGUGAUUUAAUGGCAGAACUGGAAGCCCUAGCACCAUCACAAAUAAGUACUUCAAGAAUAAAGCUGGAACCAAGCUCUCAUAGUGGCAGUAAGUGCGAAGCCUCAGUACCUGAAGGAACAGUGGACCCAUCAAGGAAAAAGAAACGUAGAAGAAGCCACAGUCAGGAAAGAGAAGAUGAUUUUGAGAUCAAAAGGAAGAGGAGAAGCCGCAGCCUAGACAGACAUAGGAAGAGCAGGAGUAGGAGUCGAGAGAAAGCAAGAGGGAGGAGUAGAAAUAAUGACAAAAACAGGGAGAAAAGAAGCAGAAGUAGAGAAGGAAAUAGAGAUAGAAAUAAGGAAAAGAGGAACAGAAGCAGAGAGAGGGACAGAAGUUUGGAAAGAAGAGAGAGAAGGAACAGGAGUAACAGCAGGGAAAAGAGAGGAAGGCCAAGAGAUCGGAGUGCUAGUCCCAGUGAUAAAAGAAAAUGUGAUUCAAGAAGUCGAGUCAGAGAUAAGAAGGUUGCAGAUGGAGUUGGAGAGCAGUUGGCAGCUACUGAACCCGAGAUUGGGAAGAUAUACUCAGGGAAGGUGGCAAAUAUUGUGCCUUUUGGUUGUUUUGUGCAGCUUGAAGGUCUUAGAAGACGCUGGGAGGGUUUAGUACACAUUUCACAGUUGCGACGUGAGGGCCGUGUUACCAAUGUUUCAGAUGUUGUUGCUCGUGGACACAAAGUUAAGGUGAAAGUUUUGUCAUUCACAGGUCAGAAAGUGUCACUUUCAAUGAAAGAUGUGAACCAAGACACAGGUGAAGAUUUAAAUCCAACAAGUAACAGUUUGUUAUUAGGAAAAGACAGGGAUGAAGAACAAGCUCAUCGCAAUCCAGAUCGCCCAACAUCCCUACUAGAGUUGCAGGGUUCAUUGGCUGAGGAAGAUGAGACCCAUAGUCGCAAACGUGUCCAUCGUAUCUCCUCGCCAGAGAAGUGGGAAAUAAAACAGAUGCUGUCAGCAGCUUGUAUUGACAAAUCAGAACUGCCAGACUUUGAUGAUGAGACUGGUCUGCUGCCAAAGGAAGAGGAUGAGGAAGAAGACAUAGAGAUUGAAAUGGUGGAAGAUGAACCUCCAUUUCUGCAAGGUCAUGGUCGUAUGUUACAUGAUCUUAGUCCAGUAAGAAUCGUCAAGAACCCAGAUGGCUCUUUGGCACAGGCAGCUAUGAUGCAGAGUGCUUUGGCAAAGGAGCGUAGAGAAGUGAAGAUGCUCCAGCGAGAGCAGGAGAUGGAUUCUAUUCCUACUGGACUCAAUAAGAAUUGGAUUGAUCCAUUGCCCGAAGCUGAUGGCAGAACCUUAGCUGCUAACAUGCGUGGCAUUGGACUGACCAACCAGGAUCUUCCAGAAUGGAAAAAGCAUGUGAUUGGUGGAAAGAAGAGCUCAUUUGGUCGAAAAACAGAUAUGACACUGCUAGAACAGCGGCAGAGUUUACCUAUAUACAAACUGAAAGAUGAGCUUACUAAGGCUGUAACAGAUAAUCAGAUCCUUAUUGUAAUUGGUGAAACGGGAUCAGGAAAAACAACCCAAAUAACACAGUAUCUAGCAGAAGCAGGGUUCACGAGUCGUGGGAAGAUUGGAUGUACACAGCCAAGGAGGGUUGCCGCUAUGUCAGUAGCAAAGCGUGUAGCAGAAGAAUUUGGUUGUCGACUUGGACAAGAAGUUGGUUACACAAUCCGUUUUGAAGAUUGUACAAGUCCAGAGACUGUCAUCAAGUACAUGACAGAUGGCAUGUUACUCCGUGAAUGCCUAGUGGAUCUUGAUCUGAAGUAUUACUCUGUUAUCAUGUUGGAUGAGGCUCAUGAAAGAACUAUACAUACAGAUGUUUUGUUCGGAUUGUUAAAACAGGCCGUGAAAAAGCGACCUGAACUGAAACUGAUUGUGACGUCAGCAACAUUAGAUGCAGUGAAAUUUUCACAGUAUUUCUUUGAAGCUCCAAUAUUUACAAUCCCAGGACGAACUUUUCCAGUUGAAGUUCUCUAUACCAAGGAACCUGAGACAGAUUAUCUCGAUGCCUCACUUAUUACAGUCAUGCAGAUUCACUUGAGAGAACCUCCAGGUGACAUCCUGUUGUUCCUGACGGGUCAAGAGGAAAUUGACACAGCGUGUGAAAUUCUGUAUGAGCGUAUGAAAUCAUUGGGUCCGGAUGUCCCUGAGCUGAUUAUUCUGCCGGUGUAUUCAGCUCUUCCCAGUGAGAUGCAGACUCGAAUUUUUGAGCCAGCUCCACCUGGUUCGCGGAAGGUUGUGAUAGCAACAAAUAUUGCAGAGACAUCUCUCACUAUUGAUGGAAUAUACUAUGUGGUGGAUCCCGGUUUUGUGAAACAGAAAGUUUACAACUCCAAAACUGGCAUGGACUCUUUGGUUGUGACCCCCAUUUCACAGGCCCAAGCAAAGCAGCGUGCAGGCCGUGCCGGACGCACAGGGCCAGGCAAAUGCUAUCGUCUGUAUACAGAACGUGCAUACAGGGAUGAAAUGCUGCCCACACCAGUGCCAGAGAUUCAGCGCACCAAUCUUGCCACAACUGUUCUUCAGCUUAAGACAAUGGGCAUAAAUGAUCUGAUUCAUUUUGAUUUUAUGGAUGCCCCUCCUGUAGAAAGUCUUAUUAUGGCUUUGGAGCAACUACAUUCUUUGAGUGCUCUUGAUAAUGAAGGUCUUUUGACAAGGCUUGGCCGAAGGAUGGCCGAGUUUCCUUUGGAGCCCAACUUAUCAAAGAUGCUCAUCAUGUCAGUCCAUCUGAACUGUUCAGAUGAAGUCCUCACAAUUGUAUCCAUGCUUUCUGUGCAGAAUGUUUUCUACAGACCCAAGGACAAGCAAGCUCUAGCUGAUCAAAAGAAGGCAAAAUUCAAUCAACCAGAAGGGGAUCAUCUUACCUUACUUUCUGUGUACAAUUCAUGGAGAAACAACAAGUUUUCAAAUGCUUGGUGCUACGAGAAUUUUGUUCAGAUACGGACACUGAAACGUGCUCAAGAUGUAAGGAAACAGUUACUUGGAAUUAUGGACAGGCAUAAGCUUGAUGUUGUGUCAGCUGGUAAGAAUACUGUGAGGAUCCAGAAGACUGUGUGUUCGGGGUUCUUUCGAAAUGCAGCCAAGAAAGAUCCUCAAGAAGGCUAUAGAACGCUAGUAGACAGUCAGGUGGUUUAUAUACAUCCUUCCAGUGCACUAUUUAACCGUCAACCUGAGUGGGUAAUCUACCAUGAACUAGUUCAAACUACAAAGGAAUACAUGCGAGAAGUAACGACCAUCGAUCCAAAGUGGAUUUUGGAAUUUGCUCCAGCUUUCUUUAAAUUCUCAGAUCCAACAAAGCUGAGUAAAUUUAAGAAGAAUCAGCGUCUGGAGCCACUUUACAACAAAUAUGAAGAGCCAAAUGCGUGGAGAAUAUCACGAGUUCGCAGGCGAAGGAACUAGUGUGAGAAAUGAAUAUAAAGUGAAGUUUUGGUGUAAAAGGGAAAUAAAUAGCACAUUAUUAUUGUAUUUUGUUUGGAAAGAACAAAAACGGUUUUAAAUAUUCAGUAGCACAUGUAUUGUUACUUGAUGUUUAUUUUCAUGAUAAACCUAUGCAGGAUCA